This is a messenger RNA of Haliotis rubra (blacklip abalone), 1045 nucleotides long. RefSeq names its product abscission/NoCut checkpoint regulator-like. NCBI's taxonomy places the organism in Eukaryota, Metazoa, Mollusca, Gastropoda, Lepetellida, Haliotidae. The transcript is spliced from 7 exons. Bases 134 to 1045 code for a protein of 303 amino acids. Gene Ontology annotation, cellular component: midbody; cleavage furrow; centrosome. Gene Ontology annotation, biological process: abscission; mitotic cytokinesis checkpoint signaling. The record is from RefSeq and is a predicted model, not a curated record. Gene Ontology annotation, molecular function: metal ion binding; phosphatidylinositol-3-phosphate binding.
GCCACAUUUCCCGGAAGUGCAUGUGCUCCUACCAAAACAAGACCGCAACAGUUUGUCUACCAUUUGUCACCGUCACGAGCUUCAGUGAUGAUCUAAGCGUUCAGUUUAUAAUGUUUUUGAAAGAUUAGAAGCAAUGGCGUCUGGACAAUGCUAUGGAUGUGGCACAACCUUUGGAAUUUUCCGAAAAGAGCAUGGCUGUAAAAACUGUGGAUUUGCCUUCUGUAGCAGAUGUUUACCGAAAUCGAUUGAGGUACCAAAGCUGAACAAUGUCAAGCAUCAUGUGUGUAACAGGUGUCAUGAGAUUCUGACAGGAAGUUUCGUUGAAGCUCUGAUCUGCAUGUGUAUGUUAUUUCAGUACUACCACCCCCCAGACAGGAGAUCCCAGCAACAACAGGUCGAUGAGCUGCUGAAUGAGAUCGCUGAUGAGGUGACCAUCGAUGAUAAGUGCAACCCUGCCAAGGACGUGGAAGAGAGGCUGGUGAGGUUCAAGAAUGAUCCACCAAGGAAGGGAGGAGACAGGAAGUCGUCUGCCAGCAACAACCUGAACUCGGAUACUUCUGGCCCCCACAAGCCGUACACAAAGAACAUCCGAACUGCCACUGGUGGACGAUCAAGUCGGGAGCUCAAUCUGGAUGAUGUCAACAAUAUGAUCUCUGCCAUGGCAAAGGAGAUGGAGUUAGAUGCUCAGAAAGCUGUGGACGAUCUGCAGAAGGACAAGGAGAUCAUGGAGAGACUGAACGAACUGAAGAAAAAGAGAAAUACGAAAGGUGAGAACUCGGAGGAGGACAACGAGCAGUAUGAUGACAGUGAUGACGAAGAGUUUGUAGCCAAGAAGAUCAUCAAACAGGAUAUGAAGACUGGUGAAGAAGACGAGUUUGACCCAGACGAAUUGCCAUAUUGCUGUAUCUGUACCAACGAUGCCACCAUUAGAUGCCUCGGAUGUGACUUUGACCUCUACUGUGCUGGAUGUUUCAAAGAGGGCCAUGACAAGCUUGACCUUGUGGAUCACGUGACAGUGAAAUACACGCCACCAAAGGAAAGUUGA